Cutaneotrichosporon oleaginosum is the source of this 276-nucleotide messenger RNA. RefSeq lists its product as uncharacterized. The record is from RefSeq and is a predicted model, not a curated record. Lineage: Eukaryota; Fungi; Basidiomycota; Tremellomycetes; Trichosporonales; Trichosporonaceae.
AUGACCAACCUACCACCUGUCGACGAAGACCACGCACGCGACUGGAUCUUUGAAUACUCGGAGGCCAAGCGGAUGGCGCCGUACCGCGCGAACGUGAUUCUUGAGAAGGCACUGCUCGAUACGCAGCCAGCGCCACCAGACGAAGAUGAGUGCUGUGGCUCGUCGUGUUGCCCCUGCGUGCUCGACCUGUGGCGCGAAGAGGUAGCCGUGUGGAAGGCCGUGCGUGAUGGCACGAGCGUUGAGACUCUCGCGGCGCGAAAGAACUUCAAGUCAUAA